Messenger RNA from Megalopta genalis, 2068 nucleotides. NCBI's taxonomy places the organism in Eukaryota, Metazoa, Arthropoda, Insecta, Hymenoptera, Halictidae. The record is from RefSeq and is a predicted model, not a curated record.
CCGAAUAACAUCGAUCGAUAGAUCCGAUUUAACAUUUGUUUUAAUUCCUUGUUGCCUUAAACAAGUUGCUCGUCUUGUAGGUGUAUUAUCACGCGAAAAUCAGUGUUAAACAAUCGAUAAACAUCGGCCAUCAGGUCGACCGCCGUAUAUCGAGCACGCUACGUUUAAAUGCUCCGCGAUACCGUUGAUUUAAAUGACGCAAAAGCAUUCGUAACACAAUUUCGGUUACGGAGAAACCGUGUCGACCUUGGAUGCUCUUGCACGUUGAAAUAUGUUUGAGGCACGAUAAGAUAGCGGGGAGAAAUAAAAUUGCUCGAUGUCUGUUUACAUGGAACGAUAGUGGGAGCGGAAUAAUUUUGACACAGGAAGCGAACAAUAUUUUUGAAUUAAGGACUGAGACGACUGCGGUCCCCGAUCAAGAAAAAUGGGAGAAGAAAGGCUGGACAUAGAGAAACCACUCUGGGAUCUGGCGACCUUCGAGGGCAGAUGGAAACACUUCGCCUGGGUGACUGACUUCCGAACUUGCACCGUUCCCGAGUCCGAGUUGCUUCAAGCGAAGAAAUUAUGCGAAGACUAUAAAUUUGGGAAAGAGCCAGCUGGUACAACCCGGGAGCAGAUCAUCUAUGCUAAGAAGCUUUACGAGUCGGCCUUUCAUCCCGACACUGGUGACCUGCAGAAUGUCUUUGGCAGAAUGUCCUUCCAAGUGCCAGGUGGAAUGGCUGUGACCGGCGCUAUGCUUCAAUUCUACAAAACAAAUACAGCUGUAAUUUUCUGGCAAUGGGUAAAUCAAUCGUUCAAUGCUCUAGUCAAUUACACCAACAGAAACGCAAACAGUCCUAUCACCGAGCUUCAAUUAGGGGUGGCUUAUGCGAGCGCUAGCACGGCCGCUAUGAUAACAGCGAUAGGAUGUAAAUCGUUUUGGGGAAAACGUGCGAAUCCACUUAUGGCGCGUUAUGUGCCAUUCGCUGCAGUCGCCGCAGCCAAUUGCGCGAACAUUCCCUUGAUGAGGCAGAAUGAAAUCAGUCAAGGGAUCGAGAUCGCCGACGAAAACGGCAACAAACUUGCAAAGUCAAAGUUAGCGGCAGUCAAAGGUAUCAGUGAAGUGAUCAUCUCGAGGAUCAUCAUGUGUGCACCCGGCAUGCUGAUUCUUCCACCUAUAAUGGCGAGACUCGAGAAGUACCGUUUUAUGCAAUGCAUUAAGCCUCUGCACGCACCGAUACAAGUUUUCAUGGUCGGCUGUUUCCUGACGUUCAUGGUGCCUACAGCAUGUGCAUUGUUCCCACAAAACUGCUCAAUCAAAUCGAGCACUCUGAAACGCUGGGAGGCCGAGAAUUACGAGAUACUGAAGAAAAAUUGCGGGAACAGGGACGUACCUACGUACUUAUACUUCAACAAAGGUUUAUAAGUGUACAAACGUUUAGUCGUGGUAAAAAAUGAUCGCAAAGGAUAGCUUAAGUCGCGCCUUACGAGGAUCAUAGCGGGUUGAUUUAAUUAUGGAAUUGAGAUUGUCACGUACGACACGAAUUUCAUGUACUUGUAGUUUUCUGCUGGUUCAGAGGAUGAUUAUACGCAUUACCGAUUAACCGAUGACAAUACAUGCAUUUCGAGUGAAUUUUUAUUCCGAUGUAAUACAGUAUAGAAUUAUUUUACGUGACGCUUCGUUACUCUACGACACCCCAUUUUGAUACUUAAUUUGCAUUUCCACGAUGAGCAACGAUUGUUUUGAUAAAGCAGAGAUUAACAUUACAAAAUACUAACGACACUACCUUGUAAUUUCGGUGGUACGUAUGUACUUACUAACACGCGCGAGAUAUACUGAACAGCAAUAAUAUCUUCCACGCCAAUCGUUUUGAUUCGUUUUAAUUGAGUGAUCAUAUCAUUUGAUUAAUCGAACCACGACGCCGAAGUAUCAGGUGUUCUAUUGUUAAUCGCUGAGAAUGUGUCCGAAAACCUUUAACGACUGUCGAUGUUCUAUUGUCACUACCUCCCUGAACUGUUGAGUGAAACAAAAAAAUGCUGCCAUGUAUAUUUUAGUAAUACACAUUACAAUAAACGCUGUGAAAACCAA